Messenger RNA from Thamnophis sirtalis, 599 nucleotides. RefSeq names its product mitochondrial ribosomal protein L55 (gene MRPL55). NCBI's taxonomy places the organism in Eukaryota, Metazoa, Chordata, Lepidosauria, Squamata, Natricidae. Gene Ontology annotation, molecular function: structural constituent of ribosome. Gene Ontology annotation, biological process: translation. The record is from RefSeq and is a predicted model, not a curated record. Gene Ontology annotation, cellular component: mitochondrial large ribosomal subunit.
AAGCGCCUCGCAUUAUGGCUCUGAAAAACAGCCAAGCAGUUUAAUCCUCUUAAGAAUUCCUGAUCAGGAUCUAUUCCCAGAGCCUCACUGAACGCCAGAAUGGCAGCUAUAAGCAGGAGUUUAAGCAUCCUGCAGGUCGAGAGUCUGUCCAGGUGCCUUCUCAGGGCUUGUGGGCUUCACACAACGCCCAGCCAGCUGAAUUCGAAUCGGACGUCCAUCGCUUGCUUUCCAAGAUUGAAGUACGCCCGGCUGUAUCCGGUCCUACUGGUUAGACUGGACGGAUCUACAGUGCAUCUCCGGUACAAAGAGCCAAGGCGUAUCAUUCAGAUGCCCGUGGACUUCAGCACCCUCCCCGAGGCCGAAAGGAGAAGCCGGUUGAGGAGGAAGAGCCUGAUGAAGUCCAAGAAAGGACAAGAAGAAGUUGCAACGUUUGAAGACGACUUUCAACAGGAAUAUUACGAGAAAUUUUGGAAUAAAAAAUGAGGGAGGGUUUGGUUUUUUUUGGUAGUUAAGAAAAACAAAAUUCCAUGGCAGUAAAUAACUAGAAUGUUAUAGGAGGUGCAAAGGAAUGACGAUCCACCCACAAAUAAAGAGAUUUA